CCCUUUCCCUCAUUCCUCAAGUAGUCGUUAUUAUUGGAGUUGAGACCGACUUCAAGCUAUAUACCAGCGAAUGAGAUCCAGUGACUGGUAUUAUAAAACUGGUCCAAACCUGAUAUUUGUUGUCCCAAGAGAUGGCUUAUCUGAACCACUAAUCUGAAUGUGUUGGCGACGAGUGUGCGAACUGUUGAGGACGAAGAACAAGAAGACAAUAGUUAUCGUUUCAAUAGUGUUGGCAAUGGUGUUGAUUAAGCUCUUCGUUCUGUUUUUUGCAUUUAUUUUCUUUACUCAAUCGGAGGGACGCGAAGUUGAAGUCACACAUGAAGUCAUUUUCGAUAUAAGAAUUGGCAAUAAAAAUGUUGGAACUGUUGUGAUGGCUCUCUUCGGCAAAAUGACGCCCCGAACAGUUAAAAACUUUGUCACUUUGGCUGAUCCUAAAGGCUUUAAGGGAAUGAGUUAUAGGGGCACCAAAUUUCAUCGGGUCAUUCCUAAUUUUAUGAUCCAGGGCGGUGAUAUAACCAGCGGUGACGGUCGCGGAUCAUUCUCUAUAUAUGGCGAUCGAUUCCCCGAUGAAAACUUCGAGCUUAAACAUACAGAACCUGGUUUACUAAGUAUGGCCAAUGCAGGCAAAGAUACCAAUGGUUCCCAGUUCUUCAUAACAGUAGUGCCCACUCCUUGGCUCGACGGAAAACAUACGGUAUUCGGUAAAGUGGUUGAAGGCAUGGAUGUCAUCCACAAAAUUGAAAACUUACGAACUGUUGACGACAGACCAGUUAAUGAGGUCGUCAUUGUUGGCACUCGUGUCGUCCAAGUGUCCAAAAUUUUGAAUUUGAGUCAACAGUAGAUUG
Messenger RNA from Oppia nitens, 845 nucleotides. RefSeq lists its product as uncharacterized. Gene Ontology annotation, biological process: protein folding; protein peptidyl-prolyl isomerization. The transcript is spliced from 2 exons. The coding region runs from base 158 to 841 and encodes 227 amino acids. Gene Ontology annotation, molecular function: peptidyl-prolyl cis-trans isomerase activity. The record is from RefSeq and is a predicted model, not a curated record. NCBI's taxonomy places the organism in Eukaryota, Metazoa, Arthropoda, Arachnida, Sarcoptiformes, Oppiidae. Gene Ontology annotation, cellular component: intracellular membrane-bounded organelle.